Misgurnus anguillicaudatus (oriental weatherfish) is the source of this 6045-nucleotide messenger RNA. The record is from RefSeq and is a predicted model, not a curated record. NCBI's taxonomy places the organism in Eukaryota, Metazoa, Chordata, Actinopteri, Cypriniformes, Cobitidae.
GUCCAUCAUAGUGCAUCGCCAGACAUGGUGGAUAGGACACUUUGUACAUGAACGUUUUUGACUGUACGGGCUAAAUAAUAACCCUAAACAGGAGUUAAGGAUUCCACAUAUUAUUGCUAACAAUUUAUCGGUAUUUUUUAUUUUCUUGCCUGGUUUGGUUUUCAGUGUUCUUGUUUCACGUGUACGGGCAAUAAGAAUCCUGGUGUUUAUCGCACAGAUGUGGAUCUAGCUGCUCCGGACUUCAUCACCAGACCAUCAUCAUCAUCAUCACCAGAUUUUUUGGGGGGUGUUUGGAUAGCAGAGCAGGCACCUGUUGGAUGAUUUGCACCCUGAGCAGACCAUGAUCUGACGGCCCUACCAGGAGGCCAUAGUCUGUCUUUCUUUCCUUCCUCCUUUCUUUCAUCAGUGGAGGAAGACGGGUGUGCCCAGCUGCCUUAGACAGGUGGCAUAAGGAGAGAGAGAGACUCUCUCACAAACACACAUCUUCAUACACUAAGGCGACUAGUCGCUGUUUGUGGUCCUGUCAGUCUAAAUUUUGAUCAAACCACACCCCCAACCCUGCCCCCACCCCUGCUCGGCCAAUCACAGCAGCAAUGGGGAGAAAAAAGAUUCAGAUUCAGCGAAUUACAGAUGAGCGCAACAGACAGGUGACCUUCACCAAACGGAAGUUUGGUUUGAUGAAGAAAGCGUAUGAGCUGAGUGUGUUGUGUGACUGCGAGAUUGCCCUCAUUAUUUUCAAUCACUCAAACAAGCUCUUCCAGUAUGCCAGCACUGACAUGGACAAAGUGCUGCUCAAAUACACCGAGUACAAUGAGCCUCACGAAAGCAGGACCAAUGCCGACAUCAUUGAGGCUCUGAACAAGAAAGAGCACCGGGAUUCAGAGAGUCCGGACCCCGAGGAGCCAUUCUCCCUCACGCCUCGCACAGAGGAGAAGUACAAAAAGAUAGACGAAGAGUUUGAUAAAAUGAUGCAGAGCUAUAGACUUUCAUCCACAGUGCCGCCGCCCACUUUUUCCAUGCCAGUCACAGUUCCGGUUUCCAAUCAGAGCCCUCUGCCAUUCAGCAAUCCCAGCAGUCUCGUCACCACUUCCUUCGUCACCUCCACUCUCACAGACCCGCGACUGCUGUCGCCACAGCAACCGCAGCUCCAGAGGAACACGGUGUCUCCAGGUCUGCCACAGAGACCUGCAAGUGCAGGUGCUCUGCUGGGAGGUGACCUCAACAAUUCAAACGGAGCGUGCCCGAGCCCUGUGGCCAAUGGUUACGUCAGUGCCAGGGCCUCCCCAGGACUCCUUUCCGUCUCCAACGGCAACAGCGUGGGGAAAGGGGUUCCGGCCAAGUCUGCCUCUCCGCCUAGCACUCAGAUGGUGAAUAGCCGUAGGCCGGACCUUCGGGUCAUCACCUCCCAGAGCAGCAAGGGCCUCAUGCAGCUGACAGAUGAAGAACUGGAGUUGGUGAGUGAGUGUGUGCCACAAUUGCAACUCAUUCUGAAUGCUCAGCGGUUAUGCACUUCUCAAGUGACCCAGCCUCUUACCACACCGGUGGUUUCCGUGGCAACACCGAGCCUCCUGACUCCAUUCUCCAUGCCAACCGCCUACAACACAGAUUACCAGCUAACAAGUGCAGAUCUCACAGCCCUCCAGGCCUUUACGCCGUCGGGUGCACUGUUGCCAGGCAACAUGACCACUUGGCAACAGCAGCCAUCAGUAUCCCAGCAACCACAGCAGCAGCCAUCCGUAUCCCAGCAACAGUCUCAGCAGCAACAACAACAGCAGCAGCAGCAGCAGAUAACUCUGGCCUCCCUCAGUAAUCUUGUCAUGUGGGGCUCAGACAAACAGAACGGAGAGAUGGCUCACUGCAUCUCUGGUCUGGCCGCUAAUCUCAGUGUGACCUCUCAGGGCAGCUUACUGUUGGGCAGGGAGGAAGGGAUCAGCUGGCCGGUAGGAACGAUCCCUCACGGAGCAAGUCUGACAGUAAACACAGACCCCCACGUCAGCAUCAAAUUGGAGCCGGUGUCUCCCAACCGGGAUCGCAGCACACCCAAUUCUACUGCCGGUGCGGUGGGGGGCCUCACCGUGACCCAAUACCCUGCGACGCUGCGUCUGGAGCCCACCGGUCGCUCUCCGGUGGACAGCAUCAGCAGCAACGGCAGCUCUUAUGACGGCAGCGAUCGGGAUGAUGGCGGCCAGACACGCCCUCCCGAUUUUAACUCGGGCGGUCUGGGUCUCCUCCGAGCUUCUGGAGAUCAGCCCACCCAAUCGGAGCAGCAAGAGUCAGCCAACGUCAAACGCAUGAGACUAGAACCCUGGGUCACAUAAACACAAAGGGAGACAGAGAGAGAAAUUGACUGUCUCUCACACAUAUAUAUAUACACACACAAACAAAAACACAACACACCCCUAGUGGUUCUCAAAUCUCAGUCCGCACUUAGACACAUGCAUGCGCCUGUAUUUCUCUCUGUCUCUCUCUCUCUUCCUGUCUUUCUCUCUGUUUCACUCUCAGACACACUCAUAUUUAUUGAUGUGUGUAGAUAUUUAUAUAAAAUAUGCAUAUGUGUUCACACACACACACGCUAGAUCCUUAUACACAGAGUUGCCAAUCCAGGUGUAAACAUAUACACGAGACUGAAGUAAAGGACCAGACAGAAGGGCUUCUGGUCAUGUCUAUGGCUUUCUCCCCCUACCCGGUUCACAAUUAUGGCACAGGAUUUUAAAGGCCUUACUGCCAACCCACCUCAAUCUGCAAUGGUUUCCUCUGUGAUCAAGGUUUAGCAACACGACUCUGUUGAAACAAUACAACUGCUUGUUAUGUUGUAUGGGCGAGAGCCUGUCAAUCUGUUUUUCAGAUUUUGUUUUUCUAUUGAUUUGCUUUUGUUUAGUUUGUUUCUUUGUAGAAAUUGCUGUCUUCUCGGUUGAUUUUUUUUCUUUCUAGCAUUUCGUUUUGACGUUUUUCAUCCGCGCUCGAACAGCUGCCUUUCGAAUCGUUCAUUUUGUAACGAUGUUGAGUAUUUACUAAAUACGCAAAAACUUGCGUAGUGUGUUUGUGUGUGUCACUUGUGAGACAGAGGUGAUCAUUCAUUUAACCAAACUCAAGUAAAACUUCACUCAUGUGUUUAUUUUAUAUUUUGUGUUAUAUCACACCGGUCCUCUCGGGCACACGCUCGCACGCGUGUGUGUCUAUCAGCGGAGCUGAGGUUCAGAUGAGAACAUCCUCGAUGUUUUGCAGAUGUGGCAUCAUUAAUGGGAAUGUAGUGUUUGUUUUCAACCCGCAGUGUUUUAUGAGGCGUAUGGUUGGCCUUUUAUUAAUGAUGGUUUAUGAGAGCAGCGAUCUGGCACGUUAUGCUAUAUUUAUUGUUUGUCAGAGAAAAAUCUGUGCUGUUAAAAGAGGACAUAAAUAUGUGGAUAAAGCCUGAGUUGUUUGAACUCAGGGUGACGUGUUUUGAGGUAAUGUGUGUGUGUAUAUACAACAUUUCUCUCAGUGUUUCAGUAAAAGUUUAUGUAUAGCAAAAAGGUUGGUGUCAGACACGCAGACACUUUUAAACCACAGCUGAUGGAGUCUGGUUGUGUAAGCCCUUGUAGCGCUGUGUGUGUGUGUGUGUGUGUGUGUGUGUAUAUGCGCGAGUGUGUGUGUGAUGAGAGAGUAGAGGAGGUGAGAUGUACAUAGCGAUGUAUGUUCACAUAUACUCUGAAGCAGCGCUGUAAUCUCAGUGAAACCGUCUCUGUUAACCUCUACCUGUAAAUAAACUGUACCGCGUUGUAAGUUAGCAAGGUGGAGAGGCAGAAGAAGGGAGGAUUUGACUGUUUCUAGCGUGACACUUUUCUGCGAUUUUUAUUCUGAUGGCGCGCACUUUAAAACGUUUCCCCCUCGUCCGCUCUCGCACACAUUGUCAAAAACACGCAAUUUUCCAGAGAGGAAUUUCAGGACUGCUCCUGGAUUAUUGACACAUCUCCUUCCUCAUGUUGUCAUUCACACUAUCAGUCCACUUUGAUCGAUUAUCCGCUAGUUUCCAUGGCCCCAUUCCCUGACACAAAUUUUCCUGAGAAAUUCCUAGUUCAGCCUCCCUGACUUACAAGACGUUUAAUAGCAUUCAGGGAAGAAUGGUAGAUUUUUUUGUGAGAUCUUGGCUUUAUAUUGCACUUCACAUGUUUAACCGUAGACAGUAAUGAAAUAAAAAUGUCACGUAAAUAAAAUUAAAUGAUGGUUGUAUUGAAAUCUAGAUUAGGCUUUACACGUGUUGCAAAUUGUGUACACAAAUUGUUUUCUGUGUAUUCUUGAAGUGACUCAGAUGAAGGAUGUUUUUGUGGCAAUUUUGGAAAUGUAAAAUUAGGUAGCACAGUUGAAUUGUGUGAGGAAAGUCCACAGAAGUGAAAUGGGGUUCAAAUACGUUGUAUUUUCCUUUUAAUCCCCCUAAAACUGACUUUAUAAAGUGUUUCGGUUUUUUCAGCUGUAGUAAGUGAAUCUUUCUUCACACCAAAGUGAGACGUAACUUUCUGUCAUUGGCUUCUCUACCUCACCACCUCCUCUUCUUUCAUAAUUCAGUACAUUUCUCUCUUUUUCUCCUUUUUUCACUCAUAGAGGAAGACAGAAGCCAUUUCAUUUCACCUAACCAGGUGACCCACAUUUGUUAUUUAAGUUACACACACACACACAAACACACACAAAGACAAUGGAUACAGUACCAAUAUGGAAGUCCGUAAGAGAGUUCGAGUCGGGAGUGAGAACAUCCACCUUUAAUGGCAUCACUGAUGUUUGCUUUAUAUCUGGACACCACCGAACUUCAUAUUCACCUCCCUUGGCUCUAAAGGAUUUAAUCUAGAACUCGAUACAGAGCGAGCCUGCGACGCUCCUCGGUUGAUUUAAAGACUGUUGUGCCCUGAGCUUUGAACAAAUGCAGUAAUUCAAUGUAUGUUUAUGGAAGCGGCCUAAUACUUGAAGCUGUUGACUGUAAAGCAAUGCACCUGAGCCUGCGGGCGCUGAUAUAUUAGGCCAAGCCGGUGUCUCGGAGUGCUGGCUGAGUUGAUUUAAGGCUAAGACGACGUUCGAAAGCUCUCACGAGGACCUCACACGAUAACAUUAGGAAUCGAAAUAAUCAAAGAAAAGACAAUCGUCCAGUGAAUUGUUAACUUUGGCCCCGUAUUCCCUUUGUAUGAUGUCUAGAAUCUCUCGCAUACUUUUUCUCGUGUUAAUUUGUGCUGGUGACAGUUUUAAUGUCUGUUUUUAUUCUAAUUAUUAUGAGAAUUAUCAUUACCAUAAUGGCUAUCAUCACAGAUGGUAAUUAUGAUAAGUUUAAAGAGACAGUUUUUAUUUUCUGCGGUUUUUGUGUAGGUUAGGCAUCCUGUUUUUAUUUUAUUUUAUUUUAUUAUGUAUGAAUAUUAUAAAUAUAUAUAUAUUAUAUUUUUGGUUUUCAUUCUUUUUUGUUUCAUUUUUCUUCAAAGGGGUGUUACUAAUAUUGCACGAUUUAUUAAGUAAAACGAAACGAGUUGUAGUAAUAUUAGUACUUCUUGCUAAUUGAGGGAAGCAGGUUGGAUAGAAUGACCAGUUCUAUGCUGCAAUUUUUAGUCAAUUGUACAAUAGUAUCUACACAUAGUUAAGGUGGGACACCCACACGUUUAAUUUAUUCUGAUCAGACACAAUGCAUGGGCGUCAGACAAGCAAAGAAUGAGUCAAAUUAUAAAUGAACUGAAAUGUAAUUUCAAUAAGAAUAUACAACACAAAACUAGAAUAGAAAUUGAAGAAAAAAGUUUAAAAAAAGAAAAAUUAUAGCUAAUAUAUUGUGUUCGGCUAGUCUGCUUUGAGUUUUGUUGUAAAAAAAAUAAAAAGACAAAAAAUUCAAAAAUAUUCUGUUGUUUUCGGAGAAUGAUAUACAAUUUGUGUAUAUUUUCAUAAACAAAGUAUGCACUGAUAUGUUAUUACAAAUUCUAUACUGCUUUUACAAAAGAGUGUUUGUUAUUGUACCAAAGUAUCCAUUGUCCUUUAUGACCCUCCCCUUUUGCGUAUGUUUUAUUGUAUUUUAUAUAUUAAAUAGACAAGUUGACCUACACAGAA